CUCUUGUCAAAGCCCCGCGUUGCAUGCCUCGUCAACAAGUGCUGCAACGACGCCAGCGUUCCUCCAUCGCCAAAUUCCACUUGAGUUCCAUCCUCAAGCUUCUGGCCUACGAAUCCAACGAGCUCUUCCCUCAUCCCGAGCGCGACACCCAGAACGUCUUCGACUAUUACCUGAUGGAUGCCGCGUCCGUUCUUGUCACCGAGGCUCUGGAUCUCGAGAUGGGCGACAAAGUCUUGGAUUUGUGUGCUGCUCCCGGAGGGAAAACUCUGGGAAUUUUACAGCAGCUGGAUCUCCUCCAAGCCUCGCUGGUAGCAAACGAGCCAUCGCCAACAAGGAGCAAGCGGCUGUCGAAGGUUAUCUCCGAGUACGUGCCAGAAAAUCUAAGGACUUCCAUUCGAGUCACCCGUCGCAAUGGCAUUAAGUGGACCGAGUAUGAUCUCUAUGACAAGGUGUUGGUGGACUCGCCUUGUUCCUCUGAGCGACACUUGCUACACGAUCCAAAGGAGCUCGGGACAUGGACACCCCGACGCACGGAGAAUUGUGCAAAGAGGCAGCUCGCACUCUUGUUUGCCGCUCUACGAGCAGCCAAGCUCUAUGGUAGGAUUGUCUACUCGACGUGUUCACUCAGUCAGCUAGAGAAUGACAGUGUGAUUUCAAAUGUGGGAGCACUGAGGCCAUUGUUUAUACUUUAUUUUUUUCUUCCUCUUUCUUGCGGUUCCAGCUUUAACCUUUGGAGUGACAGGCAAUAGAGAAAGGUAAGCUUGAUUUCGAGGUGAUCCACAGGCAGUGGCCGGUGGGCGAGAAGACGGAGCACGGCAGGAUUGUCCUCCCUGACGUUUCUCAAGGAUGGGGUCCAAUCUACAUUGCGGUGCUCAAAAAGCUUAGCCAUAGCUUCAAAACACGAACAUGAACACGAACAUGGCAUUCAAUUUUUUGAACACGAACACGGAACACAGAAAUGAACACGGAUAAACACGGGUGAAAACACAAAUAUUUUCUAGAAUAUUCUACUUAUCACUCCAUCUCAUCUAGAAGCUCCUCAUUAGCAAGAUCAUCAUCUUCGUCUUCGUCCUCUUCUUCCAUACCUUCAAUAUCAGCAUCAAU
Selaginella moellendorffii is the source of this 1104-nucleotide messenger RNA. Its product is annotated as 5-methylcytosine rRNA methyltransferase NSUN4. The transcript has 3 exons. NCBI's taxonomy places the organism in Eukaryota, Viridiplantae, Streptophyta, Lycopodiopsida, Selaginellales, Selaginellaceae. The record is from RefSeq and is a predicted model, not a curated record. Gene Ontology annotation, biological process: rRNA methylation. The coding region runs from base 24 to 749 and encodes 241 amino acids. Gene Ontology annotation, molecular function: methyltransferase activity. Gene Ontology annotation, cellular component: mitochondrial large ribosomal subunit.